Messenger RNA from Strongylus vulgaris, 522 nucleotides. The record is from the annotation of a GenBank genome assembly. NCBI's taxonomy places the organism in Eukaryota, Metazoa, Nematoda, Chromadorea, Rhabditida, Strongylidae.
CCUCCAAACCUUUCCCGUCUAGUCGACUGUCAUUGCCGGAUGGUUGCUCUUCUUCGACAAGCUGAAAUUCGAAUAGCUGAGAAAAGGAUUGCCGCUGCCGCUAGGGAAUAUAAAGAAGAGAAGUUCGAAUUUAUGUUAGUGGAAUGUGAUGGAGAAAAAUUGUACAAAUUGGUAUCGGAGAAUGAGAUUGACAAUACCAUUUCAGGUAUAGCGAUUUUCUUUAAAAUUGGUCAUUACUUUACGAAUAUUGGUAUAAAGAUGAGAGAAUACCAUAAGCAACGUGCAACAGUGCUGCCAAGUCGAUCCGUAAAUGAAAGACCAAAUCCAUUCAGUGUUGGUAUAAUGGAGGACAAGGAGGAUGAUGAGAUCUGCCUAAUACCUAUCCGCUCUAUACUAGAUCUCGACAACAGCGUUCAGCUACUACCUCAAAUCAUCAGAUCUGUUAAGGACUUAAUUCUCGCCACUCCAGAUAUGACUAUACGCCAAUUAGCUGUACAUAUCAUUGAUAUGAUCAUGACUUGA